AAUACAAAAGUUAGUAAUGAACAGUAAGUAAAUUAGGCGCGAGAAAAUAUGGCAAAACAACUACGUAUUUGAACUCAGCUUCUGUGUUUCUUCCUUCCUUCACUUUCAACGUCACCAUGGUUCAGCAACUAUUGCUGUUUCUGAUUCUCUUUCCCUUUCUCUCUCUACCCCCCACUCUCUCUCUAAACCAAGAUGGUCUCUUCCUCCUCGAAGCCAAACUCCAACUCUCUGACCCCAGAAACGCGCUCUCCAACUGGAACCACCGCGAUGCCACCCCAUGCAACUGGACCGCCGUCACGUGCGACGCCGGAGGCGGCGUCGCCACCCUCGACCUCUCCGAUCUCCAACUCUCCGGCCCCGUCCCCGCCGCCGCCCUCUGCCGCCUCCCCUCCCUCUCCUCCCUCAACCUCUCCAACAACGAUAUCAACGCCACCCUCCCCGCCGCCGCGUUCACCCCCUGCGCCGCGCUCCGCCACCUCGACCUCUCCCAGAACCUCCUCUCCGGCGCCAUCCCCGCCACCCUCCCCGACUCCCUCAUAACCCUCGACCUCUCCUCCAACAACUUCUCCGGCAAGAUUCCGGCGAGCUUCGGCCAGCUCCGGCGACUCCAAUCUCUCUCCCUCGUCAGCAACCUCCUCACCGGAACAAUCCCCUCUUCCCUCAGCAAAAUCUCAACCCUCAAAACGCUUCGCCUCGCUUACAACACCUUCGACCCCGGUCCCAUUCCCAACGAUCUCGGAAAUCUCAAAAAUCUCGAGGAGCUCUGGCUCGCAGGUUGCAACCUUGUGGGCCCCAUCCCACCCUCUUUAGGAAAGUUAAGUAAUCUUUUGAACCUUGACUUGUCGCAGAACAACCUCGUCGGAUACAUACCCGAACAACUCGUGUCGGGUUUGCGCAACAUUGUACAAAUCGAACUCUACGAGAACGCUCUCUCCGGCGCGUUGCCACGCGCCGCGUUUGCCAACCUCACCAACUUGGAACGAUUCGAUGCCUCCACGAACGAGUUGACUGGGACGAUUCCGGAAGAGUUGUGUGGGUUGAAGAAACUCGAGUCGUUGAUUUUGUACGCUAAUAAAUUCGAGGGUUCUCUGCCGGAGACUAUAGUGAAAUCGCAGAACUUGUACGAGUUGAAGCUGUUCAACAACUCGCUCACUGGGUCGCUGCCUAGUGGGUUGGGUAAUAACUCUAAGUUGCAAUUUUUCGACGUUUCGUUUAACCGAUUCUCCGGCGAGAUUCCGGCGAGGUUGUGCGGCGGCGGAGCGUUGGAGGAGCUGAUUCUGAUAUACAAUUCGUUUUCCGGGAGGAUCUCUGAGAGUCUUGGGGAAUGCAAGAGUUUGAGGAGGGUUAGGCUUAGGAACAAUAACUUUUCCGGUGUUGUGCCUGAGGGGUUAUGGGGUUUGCCCCAUUUGUAUUUGCUUGAAUUUGUUGAGAAUUCUCUUUCUGGGUCGAUUUCUAAUUCGAUUUCCGGGGCUUGGAACUUGUCAAUAUUGUUAAUUUCGGGGAAUAAAUUUUCUGGGUCGAUUCCUGAGGGGGUUGGGGAAUUGGGUAAUCUUGAGGCUUUUGUUGCUGAUCAUAAUAGUCUUACUGGUCGGAUUCCAAAAAGUGUGGUUAGGUUGAGCCAGUUGGAUAGGCUUGUUCUCAGAGACAAUCAGCUUUUUGGAGAAAUUCCCGUUGGAGUUGGGGGUUGGAGGAAGCUCAAUGAGCUUGAUUUGGCGAAUAAUAAUAGGUUAAAUGGGAGUAUUCCUAAGGAGUUAGGGGACUUACCUGUGCUUAAUUAUCUUGAUCUUUCAGGGAAUCGGUUCUCUGGUGAGAUUCCAAUUAAGCUGCAGAAUUUGAAGCUUAAUUUGUUGAAUUUGUCGAACAAUCAGCUUUCUGGGGUGAUUCCUCCUCUUUAUGAUAAUGAGAAUUAUAGAAAGAGUUUUCUUGGGAAUCCGGGUUUGUGCAAGCCUCUCUCUGGAUUGUGUCCAAACUUGGGUGGUGAGAGUGAGGGUAAGAGCAGGAAGUAUGCCUGGAUUUUCCGGUUCAUGUUUGUGCUUGCUGGGAUUGUGUUAAUUGUUGGGAUGGCUUGGUUUUACUUCAAAUUCCGGGACUUCAAGAAGAUGGAAAAGGGGUUUCACUUCUCAAAGUGGAGGUCGUUUCAUAAACUUGGGUUUAGUGAGUUUGAGAUUGUUAAAUUGCUGAGUGAGGACAAUGUUAUAGGGAGUGGAGCAUCUGGGAAGGUUUACAAAGUUGCGCUGAGUAGCGAGGUGGUGGCAGUGAAGAAAUUGUGGGGAGCAACUAAGAAGGGAAAUGGAUCUGUUGAUUCUGAGAAGGAUGGCUUUGAAGUUGAGGUUGAAACAUUGGGAAAGAUUCGGCACAAGAAUAUUGUGAAAUUAUGGUGUUGCUGCAACAGUAAGGAUAGCAAGCUCUUGGUUUAUGAGUACAUGCCAAAGGGGAGUCUUGCUGAUUUGUUGCACAGUAGCAAGAAAAGCUUGAUGGAUUGGCCCACUAGAUAUAAAAUUGCUAUUGAUGCUGCUGAGGGGCUCUCAUAUUUGCAUCAUGAUUGUGUCCCCUCUAUUGUUCAUAGGGAUGUCAAAUCUAGCAAUAUCUUGCUAGAUGAUGAAUUUGGAGCAAAAGUUGCCGAUUUCGGAGUUGCAAAAAUUUUCAAGGGAGCCAACCAAGGGGCAGAGUCCAUGUCUAUUAUUGCGGGUUCUUAUGGUUACAUUGCACCAGAAUAUGCUUAUACUCUUCGGGUGAAUGAAAAAAGUGACAUUUAUAGCUUUGGUGUGGUCAUUUUGGAGUUGGUAACUGGGAAGCCCCCUCUUGAUGCAGAGUAUGGGGAAAAGGAUCUAGUAAAAUGGGUUCACUCCACAUUGGAUCAGAAAGGACAGGAUGAGGUGAUUGAUCCCACUUUGGAUAUUCAAUAUAGGGAAGAAAUCUGCAAGGUACUAAGCGUGGGGCUUCAUUGCACUAACUCACUUCCUAUAACCCGCCCUUCAAUGCGUAGUGUGGUGAAAAUGCUGAAGGAAGUAACUGAACUUCCAAAGUCCUUUAGUGGAAAACUCUCUUCUCCUUAUUUUCAGGAAGAGACCUCGGAUAUUGAUCACCAGGGAAGCUUAGUUUGAGCUAGAUGCUGAAAUCAUAAUAGCCAGCUUCAAUUUUUACUUCAGCUUUGGUACUUAAAAGUAACUAGUAUUUGCUUAGGCAAUAGUACUUGAAACAGAAAUUGUAAGAAAUGGCAAGAAACUUUCCAAUUUCAAUCGUGUUUUAGACUCUUAGUUCCGCCAAAAAAGGUAUAAUGAAAUUCACAAUAGAAUAUAUUAUGUUCUACUUUGCAUUAAACUCUAGAAAUUUUAAUAUGCCAAUCUUUAUCCAGAA
Glycine soja is the source of this 3357-nucleotide messenger RNA. RefSeq names its product receptor-like protein kinase HSL1. The record is from RefSeq and is a predicted model, not a curated record. Gene Ontology annotation, molecular function: protein kinase activity; receptor serine/threonine kinase binding; ATP binding. The transcript has 2 exons. Bases 117 to 3104 code for a protein of 995 amino acids. Gene Ontology annotation, biological process: protein phosphorylation. Lineage: Eukaryota; Viridiplantae; Streptophyta; Magnoliopsida; Fabales; Fabaceae.